Messenger RNA from Oldenlandia corymbosa var. corymbosa, 1052 nucleotides. NCBI's taxonomy places the organism in Eukaryota, Viridiplantae, Streptophyta, Magnoliopsida, Gentianales, Rubiaceae. The record is from the annotation of a GenBank genome assembly.
GCUAAAACUCUCAUAUUCGUACUCGCUUAUCCAUCUCAGUAUAGGCCCAUAUAAUGUAACUCAAUUCUAAAUACUACUAAAAAUUUCCCUAAGAGCCCAUCGGCCCACUUAGUCCCCAAAAGGUCCAAAAAAAUUCACAGUCAAGCAGUGGAGUUCAUCGCCAAUCGUCAAUUGCCGAGCUGGGAGGAGAAGAAGAAGAGGAAGAAAAACCGUAAGAACUGCAGAUUAUCUCGAGUUUUUUUCUUUUUUUGAAAAAUUGUUAAUCAUGGCGAAGCCGCUGGGUCCCACCGGUGAGUUCUUCAGGAGGAGGGAUGAGUGGAGGAAGCAUCCGAUGCUGACAAACCAGUUCCGCCACGCCGUCCCCGGACUUGGCCUCGGGCUGGCUGCCUUCGGAGUUUACCUCGCCGGAGAAUUUGUUUACAACAAGAUCUAUGCUCCCAGUCACUCUCAUUCUCAUGCCUCCUCGUCUUCUUCUGCUACGGUUUCUCACUCUCACUGAGAAUCAUAAGGUAUGCUUUUGUAAGGGAGACACAUGCUGCAUUCUGUCUUCAGUCUUCACUUUUUGUAUUUCAGACUUUUCAGUUGCCAAUAAUAAGUUUGUUGGGACUUCAUGAUUGUAUACUUCAUACUGGUUAGAAUGUUGAUUUGUAUUGUAUUAGCGUGCCAACUCUCACUUUCGCCGUUUCAUUGAUGCAUGUUAUCCGGUUUGAACUUUUUUUUCUAGAAGUUUUCUGGCUGCCAAUGUAGCUAGUAGCUAGUGGGAAUGUGGAAUAAAGACGAUUGAACUCUAUUUAUUUCUAGGUGCCAAACUAGUGAAUCACAAACUACGGUCAGUAAUGCCACCAGAGAGUUACAAUUUACAUGCCAUGUAAAUUCUAACCACAAGUAUGAUGAUCACUAGCCAAUUUCUCUACUAAAUGUCAGAAUCAUGAAUAGCAAGAACCAACGAGGAGCAGAUCAUUCAACAUUUGUUCCCUCCUAAAGCAAUUUUUGUAGCAACAGUUUAGUACUAUAUGAGCAGUCUUACCUGGAUAGACCUUGUAGGCUAGGAC